AUGUUGGCCCGAUCACUUACCACACUCGCCUGUCAUGAUCUGGUCCACCCGUCGUUAGCUACUGCCCGAUUACCUGCCUCCGCACCCAUUCACCUGCGCCGCAAUGGAUAUCGAUGGAGCCGCGCCUCCAUCUUCAGCCGAGGAGUUGGGGUUGUAGAAAUGCCAAGCUGGCACUUACCUGCUCUCAUCUUCACCAGGGGCAAGAAAACCCAAUCUACGGUGAAGUUUGACGAUUUACCUCAAGGCGCUCUGCCGUUGGAUCCUCGUUCCAUGCCAGAUGAUGGCCCAGUCUACCCGACCGUCGUGCUGCAGGCACGUCGAAACAUGCAAAAGUUUGACAACUGUGUGCUAUUGACACGUGUCGGCGGCUUCUACGAGCUGUAUUUUGAACAUGCCGAAGAGUACGGACCUCUGCUUAACCUCAAGGUCGCCCAGAAAAAAACAAAUGCCGGCCCCGUUCCUAUGGCAGGUUUUCCUUUCUUCCAGCUGGAUCGAUUCCUCAAGAUCCUAGUCCAGGACCUGAAUCGCUACGUUGCCAUCGCUGAGGAGUUCCCCAAUAAGGCGCCAGACAAGGUCAAGUCUGGUGGGCUGAUGCAUGAUCGCAGAGUUGCUCGUAUCAUCACGCCAGGAACAUUGAUCGACGAGAAUUUCAUGGAUCCUUAUGCCAACAACUACGUACUGGCUGUCCAUGCGACGGCGGCCCAGCCCGGAGGGGCAGUGGGAGACUCAUCCCAUUCAGCCGCUGACGAGAGCAUGACUAUAGCGACUGAUGACCCUGCCGAACCACUCCAUUUGGGCCUCGCGUGGUUGGACCUGUCCACCGGCCAGUUCUACACGCAAGCUACCGAUCUUUCACAGUUGUCCUCGAUUCUGUCGAGAAUAUGCCCGCGAGAGGUCGUGCUCGCCAACGAACUACAAGCUCAAACUGGCCAUGGGCUGUUUUCCAUACUUGCGGAGGACCGCCAUCUCGUCACAUAUAGCCCGUUCGGCGAAAUAAGGCGUAUUUCCGAUUGGACGCAGAUGCUCGAGUCUGAAAUUCCUCAGGCAACACGGGAUGCCUUUACCGAGGGCGAGGUGAUGGCAGGGAGCCUGCUUCUGCACUACGUUAAAGAGCGUCUGCUGGGCUUGAGCAUGAAGCUACAGCCGCCCCUACGUCACGAGAACAUGCAAAUCAUGAGCAUAGACAAAAACAGCAUGCGCUCCCUGGAAAUUAAACAGACGAUCCGGGAUGGGAACUUCCGGGGUAGUCUUUUACAUGCCAUUAGACGAACUGUUACGAAAAGUGGUGCCCGGUUGCUCAAUGAUUGGCUUGGCGCGCCCUCGACCUCACUCGAUGUUAUCAAAAUGAGGCAGGAUCUUGUGGCUCGGUUCAUAGAGGACCCAGACUUGCGCGAUGCCGUGAUACUGCUCCUUCGCCGCAGCCAUGAUUCCCAACGUUUGGUUCAAAAGUUUGCCCUCGGUCGAGGAGACCCGGACGAUCUGGUAGCUUUGGCCAACACCGUCCAAGCCACUGGCAAUAUCAACCAGCUGCUGGCCGAGACAAGCGAUGAGUCCAACUGUCUGGCCCAGAUGAUUACCCGGCUUGAUCUCAAAAAACCCCUGAAUCUUGCACGACGGAUCAAGCAAGCUAUUGACGAGGAGGGCAUCGUUCAUCAGCAUGAGAUCGAGGAAAACGAGGCAGGGGAAAUGAUAGCUCUUGCCAAGGAUAUUGUGAGUAACGAAGGCACGCAAGAAGAUGCUGCCUCCUUGCCGAAGGGUGCCGCGAAGAAGAAGCGCCCCAGCUCCGUCCGGGAGGCCUACGCCGAUGACAAUGUGGCCUGGAUAAUGAAGCCGGGGGCCAGCCGUGUCCUCCGACAGCUUCAUGCAGACCUGGGCGCCCUACAUGCCGAGAGAGACGCUCUGACAGAAACUCUCCGCAAUCACCAUGGCGCCACCUCCUUGACUCUCCGCUGGAGCCCUGCCCUCGGUCACUUCUGUCACAUCAAAGGCAAAGACACUCGUUCCGUCUCAGAUAUCAUGGCCCUCAGCGCCAGCCGCUCGACGCGCUCUUUCCACGCCCCUGAAUGGACUCGCCUCGGCCAGCAGCUGGAGCAUGCCCGGCACAGCAUCCGCACCGAAGAACAGCGCGUCUUCCAUGCUCUUCGCGCCGCCGUGGUCCUCAAUCUCGUCAAGCUGCGCCGGAACGCCACUGUUCUUGACGAACUCGACAUUGCCACCUCUUUUGCCAAGCUCGCCGUCGAGCAGAGCCUCGCCCGGCCCGUUCUCAACAACUCGACCGCACACACCAUUAUUGGCGGCAGACACCCAACCGUCGAGGGGGGGCUGCACGAACAGGGCCGCAGCUUUAUCCGGAACGAUUGCCUCGUAGGCGGUCCCUCUGCUGGCCGGCUAUGGCUGAUCACAGGACCCAAUAUGGCUGGUAAGAGCACGUUCUUGAGACAGAACGCCCUCAUCACGAUCCUCGCUCAGAUCGGCUGUUACGUCCCCGCAGACUACGCCGAGCUGGGCAUGGUAGACGCUCUUUUCAGUCGCGUUGGGUCGGCGGACAAUCUGUAUCGUGACCAGAGCACCUUCAUGGUAGAGAUGAUGGAAACGGCGCAGAUUCUCCGCAACGCGACGCCGCGGUCCUUUGUCAUCAUGGACGAAAUCGGUAGGGGAACGACUCCCGAGGACGGCACGGCGGUUGCGUACGCGUGUCUGCACCACUUGGUCACCGUCAACCAGUGCAGAACGCUUUUUGCGACGCAUUUUCACAAGGUAGCAGACCUUGCGUUGGCCGAGGGCAUUUGCGAGUCUCAAGGAGGCGUGGACAUGUAUUGCACGGAUGUGGAUGAAGACGAACAUGGUGGAUUUGUCUAUAUUCAUAGGCUACAGAAAGGGAUUAACCGCCAGAGCCACGCACUCAAAGUUGCGCGAUUGGCAGACCUGCCCGAGCCGGCGAUAGAGGUCGCCAAGCAGGUUCUUGGUAACUACGAAAAGGCCAGCAAAUUCUGA
Colletotrichum truncatum is the source of this 2994-nucleotide messenger RNA. Its product is annotated as domain V. Gene Ontology annotation, cellular component: mitochondrion; nucleus. Gene Ontology annotation, biological process: mismatch repair; mitochondrial DNA repair. The record is from RefSeq and is a predicted model, not a curated record. Gene Ontology annotation, molecular function: ATP-dependent DNA damage sensor activity; mismatched DNA binding; ATP binding. NCBI's taxonomy places the organism in Eukaryota, Fungi, Ascomycota, Sordariomycetes, Glomerellales, Glomerellaceae.